UCGAUGGGUGCCCCGAUGAGAUUACGCAAGGAAGUCGGGAAAGAACGGUACAAAAACCUGGAAGUUUGCCUAGGGGUCGCCGGAGCUGAGCACCGUCGUCACUUUCGCACGUUAAACCGCCGCUGGAGCUGAACGCCGGCGCCACUUUCCGUUUUUCAAUUCAACCGUUGGUCUCUUGCGGGGAUUCUCCAAUCCUCCAAUUCGGCUCGUUCUCACGUUGGUUCGCUAGGUUCUCUCUCCAAUUGCCCCAUCCUCAGCCCAUUUCUAGGGCUGCGCCUGCAACUCCCAUUCACGCUGUUGGCUUACCGCAGAAGUCUACGAAUUGGCGGUCCACUUUGUCCAGGGUUUUUGAUUCGAGCCUUCUGCGUGUUCUGGAACCCUAGUUCCGAACUUCGACCCCGAUGGCUUUGGCGAAGCAUGGGUUUUCUUAGAUGGAUGACGGGUUGUUAGUGUCUGACUUUACUGGGAUUUAUCGAUGGGCGGGUUGAGCAACCGGAAGCGCGGAGAUGAGUUCUCGAGCUUGAGCAACAGACAGCCGAAUCUCCAUAGAUCACCGGAUUUUCACGUCUCGAAGAGGCCGAGGCUGUUCUCGUCGAUGCAGCAAUCUCCUGGACGGGCCGUUUCUUCGAAUAGCGCUGUUUCCAGGAUCUCCAGAUAUCCGGAAGCUACUAGCAAGUUGCACCGUGAAGUUCAUGCCCCGGUUAGGACAAGCAAAUUUGGGUCUUCUUCAUCUGUAUUAGGUAGGGGUUCUUCCGAUAAAGAAGAAUACAGUAGUGAUUACAUGGGUAAUGUGUUGGACAAGUACAAGAAGGCGAAGGCGAGCGCACUGCGCACGCUGAGAUAUUUGACAAAGAAGGAAGUGAUUGAUUUGGUGGAUGAGGAACCUGGGAAGGAGAUUGCAUCCCCAGAUUCGAGUAUAGAGGAAAUAGAUGGCUUUGAAGAUGGAAGAGAGAGGUCUGUUGUGUCGGGUAGUAGGUCAAAGGACGAAUAUCAGGUCGCGGGAAAUGCUCAAGAAUCCAUGGUGUCGGAGCUGAGUAAUUGGAAUGUGGGGAUGGAGAAUGCAGAGAAGAGAUUGGACAGGUUGUCCUUAAAUGCCGAUGGUCUUGAGGUUUUGAGCAAAUCUGCCUACCAGAAGCUGCUUGAAGAUGCGAAGAGGCGGGAUGCUAAACUUGGAAAUUUGGAUUUUGAGAUAAAAUUACACGAGGAAAAAAGGUUAUUGUUUCAAGAGUUGCGUCCAGCCAGAAAACCCGAUGGGAGAGUACCUAGUGAACCUUUCAUUCCUCUUACGGAUGAGGAGGAGGCAGAGGUUGAACGUGCCCUUUCUGGCAACCGGAGGAGGGUUCUUGUUAAUCACGAGAACUCUGGCAUUGAGAUCACAGGAGAAACCCUGUUGUGCCUUGGACCUGGUGCUUGGUUAAAUGAUGAGGUCAUAAACUUAUAUCUUGAGUUAUUGAAGGAAAGGGAGAAAAGAGAUCCACAGAAGUUCUUGAAGUGUCAUUUUUUCAACACAUUUUUCUACAAGAAGUUAACAAGUGGCAGGAGUGGGUAUGACUUUAAAGCUGUCAGAAGGUGGACUACUCAGAAAAAGUUGGGUUAUAGCCUAAUCGACUGUGAUAAAAUAUUUGUGCCAAUCCACCAAGAGAUACAUUGGUGUCUAGCGAUCAUCAACAAGAAAGAUGAGAAAUUUCAAUAUUUGGAUUCCCUUGGAGGGAGGGAUUCUCGAGUGUUGAAAGUGUUGGCCAGAUACAUUGUGGAUGAGGUGAAGGACAAGUGCGGGAAAGACAUAGCUGUAGGCUCGUGGGACCAAGAAUAUGUCUCAGACUUGCCUGCACAGGAAAAUGGAUUUGAUUGCGGCAUGUUCAUGAUCAAGUAUGCUGAUUUCUAUAGCAGAGGGCUCGGGCUUUAUUUCGACCAGGAUCAUAUGCCCUAUUUUCGGCGGCGAACAGCAAAGGAGAUUUUGAGACUAAGAGCUGAUUGAAUGAUGUUGUAAAGACAUUGGGAUUCAAAUUUACAAAUUUUGGCAUUAAAAGACGAAUUCCUUUUAGUUAAAAGCACCGGGCUUUUGCCUAGUGGAAUUUUUGAUACAUUCUAUGUGUUGAAGCUAAUGCAUGACGGUGUUAAAGCAUGGUUUACAAUGAAAGAGUGAAGUUGUAAAUACAUAAAAUGGAGCACUGCUUCAUGAAAAAUUAGUUGCAGCGUGUAAAGAAGGUCAAUGGGCAUUUCAGCUUUGAAUUGCUCUCGUUUCA
Molecule: messenger RNA, 2246 nt
Organism: Rhodamnia argentea
Lineage: Eukaryota; Viridiplantae; Streptophyta; Magnoliopsida; Myrtales; Myrtaceae
Product: ubiquitin-like-specific protease ESD4
Exons: 9
Coding region: 476-1978 (500 amino acids)
Biological process (GO): protein desumoylation
Cellular component (GO): nucleus
Molecular function (GO): deSUMOylase activity
Source: RefSeq, a predicted model, not a curated record